Molecule: messenger RNA, 4089 nt
Organism: Acanthochromis polyacanthus (spiny chromis)
Lineage: Eukaryota; Metazoa; Chordata; Actinopteri; Pomacentridae
Gene: atf6b
Product: activating transcription factor 6 beta
Exons: 17
Coding region: 250-2364 (704 amino acids)
Biological process (GO): endoplasmic reticulum unfolded protein response; regulation of transcription by RNA polymerase II
Cellular component (GO): nucleus
Molecular function (GO): RNA polymerase II cis-regulatory region sequence-specific DNA binding; DNA-binding transcription factor activity, RNA polymerase II-specific
Source: RefSeq, a predicted model, not a curated record
GGCGGGGAGUUUGUAGAAAAAAACGUUUCCUCGUCUGUCAUGCGAAAGGAAAGGGAAGGACUGGAGCAGCCGACUGGAAACACGAACUGAAUAUUAAUAUCACCUCUACGAAGGAAAUACCCGUUUAGUCAGAAUUAUAAAUGAUUAUCGAGCCAACUAGCCCUCAGCUAGGGUUAGGGUUAGCAUCCAGCUUGUUUUCCUGGGUUUGCUAAGCUAAGCUAGCCGCUAUCCAAACACCGCCUAGUGGAGAUGAGCUCCGAUCUGCUGCCGGACUUGGACCUGGAUCUGGACCUAAACAAGAGGUUCUUCGCUGAUAACCUGCUGACCAGCGAGGACUGGGAUGCCUGCCUGUUCCAGUGUGAAAGUAUGGAGGAGGACGGAGACUUCAGGCGUGGGCUGAAAUAUGACGCAUCGUUCGACAAAGACCUCGUGCUCACCCUUGAUCCUGACAACCCCACGUCGCCAUGGCAACACCUUGACGACAACCUUCUCACAGGGGAAACUCCAGUGAUGAAGAACGAAAUGGCAAUAACGCAGCCUUUACCGGUGGAAAUGCUGUUCCAGGUGAAAGCAGAACCUCCCUCUCCAGCGUCCUCGCUGGGAUCCGACUGUUCUCCAUCAUCUCCAGAUCCGCAGAUCACGGUUAAAGGUGAAAACCCUCCGACUCCUCCGUACAUGUACGGUGACGUGCUGUCGCCUCCGCUGGGAUCCAUGGAGGUAACCGUGGCAACGACCGCAGCGCCCCCGCCGCAGAUUCCUGCAGCGAUGCAGCUCCAGACAGCGCUAACAGCGAUCCCAGCGGUCAUCGGUGGAAUACAGACACAGGCGGCAGUGCUGCCGGGCUCGGCCACAUUAAAAGCCAGCUCUAUCCUGAGCACCAAACCUCCCAUCCAGCCCAGACCGGUGUGUGUUGCCACCCUCCCCGUCACCCAGACCCCCACGCCGGCCAAGACCCUCAUCCUGCAGGGGCUCCCCUCCAUGGACCAGAGCCGGCCCGUCGUCCUUUCUCCGUCCGUCUGCCUCGGUUCAGCUCCGGCCAUCUCUGUUAAGAUGGAGCCCGUCUCUCCCAGCGUGCCUUGCUCCAGCCCCACGGCCCCGCCCACCAGCAAACCCAUCGUCCCAGCGACCACCACAUUGCCCGGCAGCAACUCCAGUGACAUCGAUAUGAAGGUCCUGAAGCGGCAACAGAGGAUGAUCAAGAACCGGGAGUCGGCCUGCCAGUCCAGGAAGAAGAAGAAGGAGUACCUGCAGAACCUGGAAGCUCAGCUGAGGGAGGCCCAGCAGGAGAACGAACGCCUCCGCAGGGAGAACCAGGCGCUGAGGGAGAGACUGGCUGGGAAGGAGGGCAGCGACUCGGCGAGCAACAAGCGAGCCGUGUGUGUGAUGGCCGUUCUGCUCUUCAUGACCUUCAGCUUUGGACCCGUCAGCAUCACAGACAGGAAGCUGUCCACGGUUCUGCAGGAUGACGUGGUGUCGUUCUCAGCACGACGGCUGCUGGAGAUCGAACAACAACAACAGGAACAGGAACGGGCAGCAGCUCCACCUCCCAGCAGGGUGGAGGACAAGACGGAGGCAGAGGAGGACGGAGGAGAAGAAAGAUAUGCUGCAGAGUCUUAUCAGUUCAGAAACCUGAGCGACAUGUUCAGUGACGUGAAGGAUCUGGUUCUGCAGGACAUUGACCGUUAUUUCACCUCUUCAGGCUGCCGGCAGUUCAACCGCUCAGAGUCUCUCAGGCUGGCUGACGAGCUCAGAGGUUGGGUUCAUCGACAUCAGAUCGACCGGAAGAAGUCUGGAGGAAAACCCAAGAUCGCCAAGAAGGCUAAGAUCGCACAGAAAGCUCAGCAGAGGAAGACAAAUAUCUCCAGAUAUCUGCCGAUCCAGGCUCACCGCUCCAUAGAAAGUCAGCUGCAGGUUCUUCCUGGUCCAGAGGUCACCUACAGCGACUUCCUGGAUGCCAUCGACCGCAGAGAGGACACCUUCUACGUCGUUUCUUUCAGACGAGACCACCUGCUGCUUCCUGCCAUCAGCCACAACAAAACCAGCCGGCCCAAAAUGUCUCUGGUGAUGCCGGCCAUGUCGGUGAACGAGAGCCUCUAUAACUCCUCUCAGGGCUAUGAGAUGAUGAUGCAGGUGGACUGUGAAGUCAUGGACACUCGGAUCGUCCCCAUCAAGUCAUCCGCCGUCCCUCUGUCCCUCCGAGACCCGCCCCCUCCUCCCCCGUCCUCCCACAGCCCCCACCAUCACCAUGGCAACCACACCUCCCUCCGAGGACGCCACCACUCCUCUUCUUCCUCUCCAAGGCAGCGUUUACCUGCCCGCCGACGGACAGGCGAAUAUUUAAUCAGCCAGUCAGAAGGAGUCUGAGGAGGAGGAGAUGAGCAGGGUUGGAGUUGACAACAGUGACAAGACGGGACUUCACAGUUUGUCCUCCAGCCAAUCACAUCUCAGUGCUGAGUUUUCUGCCCUGAAAGGAAUUUGUCAGUAAUUUGAUCAGUUAAAAGUAAAAGAGUCAAAUCCGAGUCAAAUCCUCUGAAGAAGAUUUAACCCUAAAAUAAAGACUGAGGUGAGACGGCAGCUCCUGCACUUUGUGCUGCAUUCCAAUAUUUAAUUAUGAAAAUGGGGCGAAUGAAGAGUGGAGGCUCUGAUGACGAUGAUGAGCUGAUGUCUGUCCUGGUCUCUGUAUAUUUUGUGUGUUUUAACCUCCAGUGAAGGUCAGAAAUGGUUCAGAACCACUUGUUUUUCUCAAAACUAUGAGAUCUUUUCUGUGUUUUCUGGACUAAUAGCUGUGAAGGUAAAUGAUGCGUUUGGUCUCAGCAGCAAUCAGACUGGUGAUUGAGGUACUGUUGAUGUUUGACAGCGUCUUUCUUAUCCUUACAUCAGCUGAUCUAUCAGAUGCUGCAGUCAGCAGCAGAAUCAUCAGAUGUUAGCUUCUGCACCAACAAUAACUAAACCUGGAACUAUUAGAUGAACAGUUCUAGUGAUUAAUGAGGUACUGUUGAGGUAAUGUUGAACCAGUUACAAAAACGAAUUCUACACGUGGAUUCAUAAAAUGAUGAGGAGACAUGGAUUUACGACUGCAUUAACAAAAAUACUGGCUCUGGUGUGUUUUAUGAGGAAAAACAUUUCACAGAAAGAAGUCUGUACACACUAACCCCGUGUUGGUUAGGGUUAUUUUAAAACUUUCAAAAGUAGCAACCAGAGGAAAACAAACAGUUAAAGUUUUUGUAGUUUGACUCCAUUCAAAAACUAAAACUGUCAUUUUUCAGGCAGAUUAUUAUUGAAAUACAACAAGAAGAAAAAAACCAAAAGACAUGGUUUCAGAUCAGAUGGACCUGCUGCUGGUUUUCUGUAAGACUGUGUUUUUAAUGUGACUUUGUUGGAUUUCAGCCUGCUUCAUCCACAUUUAUCCGUGUUUGUUUGUUUGAUGGGAUUUAUUAUUUAAUAACUGUAAAUAUUCAUGUGGAUAUUUUGUUUGUCACCUUUUUAAAGAAAAACAUUUUUUAUUCCUUUGUUUUUUUCACGAGAAUUUUAAAAAGUGUAGAAAAAGAAUAAAGUGAUGACAACGUGAUAAACAUGACAAUGAUGUCAUGUUUUAUAUUUCAGUGGAAUCCUGGUCGCUGACCAAAUGCAUUUUUAUUGAUGUCCAGUAUGUGAUUAACAGGCAUGUUAUUUGGUCGCGGAUCCGCGAAAAUUCUCGUGUCGAGGUAUCAAUUUUGAGACCCAAUGUGAAUCGCCCAAAUUCGAUGAGAAAAAAAAUAUAGGGUGUAAGGGGUAUAGGGUUGGAUCGCAUGUAGUUGUCAGCAGUGCGCUGGCAAAAGCACGAUUUGGAAACAACGAUUGGAGAGCAUUAUCGAAAGUUAGAUAUAGCUGGGAAAGCGAGGUGCAUGGUGUGCGACGAUGAGACAAAAUACGGCGACAGAGGAUGCCAAGCACUGAUAGACCACAUGAAAAUGAAAAAUCAUGCCAGGAAAUUGUACGAAAAGUGCUCUAACCCUAACCGCCAUCUUGGUCCGGUCACCCGCUCCACUCAGCGCUGUUUGACAGCGCAUUUAAUCCAUCUUAACUCUGAAUAUUAAACUGAUUUUCACG